AUGGGCACCGAACCAGAUAAGGCGCGGAAAGAGGAGUCGCCUCCGCCACACGGGCGCGCGACCAUCCUCGAAGUCCAUGGCAUUGAUGACGCCGCCAUCAUCCCCAAGGGCGCUCUCGACCCGGUCUACGAGGCGAAAGCUCGAGUUCUGAAUCGCGCGAUCCAAGAUAUUGGCAUGGGGUGGUAUCAGUGGCAGCUAUUCGUCGUCGUCGGCUUUGGGUGGGCAAGUGACAACCUCUGGCCCAUCGUCACCUCGCUCAUAUUCACUCCCAUCGCAAACGAGUUCAAGCCGACCCGUCCCCCGCUUCUGAGUCUCUCUCAAAACAUAGGUCUGCUGGCUGGAGCCAUGUUCUGGGGGUUCGGCUGCGACAUCUUCGGUCGUAAGAUAGCCUUCAAUCUCACCUUAGGCCUGACUGCAGUUUGGGGAAUGAUCGCCGCCGGGGCUCCCAACUUCGCAGCCAUCGGCAUCUUUGCGGCUUUCUGGUCUUUCGGGGUGGGAGGCAACCUACCUGUCGAUUCGGCCAUCUUCCUCGAGUUCUUGCCAGGCACUCAUCAGUACCUGCUGACGGUUCUAUCCAUCGAUUGGGCUAUUGCUCAGGUUAUCGCGACGUUGAUUGCAUGGCCUCUUCUGGGGAAUCUCACAUGCCAACAGGGCCAGACCUGCACCAAAUCGAACAAUAUGGGCUGGCGAUACUUCAUCGUCACCAUUGGCGGCUUGACCCUCGUCAUGUUUCUCGUCCGUUUUGCUCUCUUCACUAUCUACGAAUCCCCAAAGUAUCUUAUGGGAAAGGGUCGCGACGAAGAUGCCGUCCGAAUAGUCCAUGAAGUCGCGAGGCGAAACGGCAAGAUGACAUCCCUAUCGGUGGAGGACCUGAAGGCUUGCGAGCCAGAGGGAUACGUCGCUCGAACUGAUGCUACCGCCGCGGUAAAACGAAACCUCGAAAAGUUGGAUCUCAGCCACGUACGCGUCCUUUUCUCGACACCGCGACUUGCACUGAGCACAGGCUUGAUCAUGGCUGUUUGGGCUUUGAUCGGACUUGGGUAUCCUCUAUACAAUGCGUUUAUUCCCUACAUCCAAGCAACUCGCGGCGCCGAAAUUGGCGAUGGAAGCACGUAUGUGACAUAUCGCAACAGCUUAAUCAUCGCGGUCGUUGGUGUACCAGGCGCAUUGUUGGGUGGGUGGCUAGUUGAGCUACCUCGACUGGGGCGAAAAGGCACCUUGUCCCUUAGUACAGUCUUGACAGGAGUCUUUCUCUACUGUUCAACGACUGCGCUGACAAGCAACGCGCUUCUGGGUUGGAACUGCGCCUUCAACUUCUCCAGCAACGUCAUGUAUGCCGUCCUCUAUGGGUUCACGCCCGAGCUCUUCCCGACUCCGCAGCGCGGCACUGGCAACGCGCUGACGGCAACUUGCAACCGAAUUUUCGGCAUCAUGGCACCCAUUGUCGCCAUGUUCGCCAACCUCAAGACCUCCGCUCCAGUCUACACCAGUGGUGCCCUGUUCAUCGCAGCUGGGCUUUUGGUGCUCUUCAUGCCGUUCGAGUCGAGAGGCAAGGCCGCUUUGUGA
Messenger RNA from Colletotrichum gloeosporioides, 1566 nucleotides. RefSeq names its product putative MFS-type transporter PB1E7.08c. Gene Ontology annotation, biological process: transmembrane transport. The record is from RefSeq and is a predicted model, not a curated record. The coding region runs from base 1 to 1566 and encodes 521 amino acids. Gene Ontology annotation, molecular function: transmembrane transporter activity. NCBI's taxonomy places the organism in Eukaryota, Fungi, Ascomycota, Sordariomycetes, Glomerellales, Glomerellaceae. The transcript is spliced from 3 exons.